AUGGUUCCUGUGGCACCAAAGAACGUGGCAGCUCGUAAUGCCAUCCGCCAGACAUGGGCAAAGGAGCCGUAUGUGCACGGGAAGAGGGUGCUGACAAUGUUCAUGCUGGGACAAGCUGGGGAAGACCCGCAGAGUCUUACUCAGGAGGACAAUGAACACCACGACCUCAUCCAGAGUGACUUUGUAGACUCUUACUUGAACCUGACUAUCAAGACUAUGGUCAUCAUGCAUUGGGUGUCCACGCACUGCGCCAACAGCACCUUCGCAAUGAAGGUUGACUCUGACAUGUUUCUAAAUGUGGAGAAUCUUGUGGAUAUGCUGAAAUUGCCUCAAAUACCAACAAUCAACUACUUAACAGGAAGGGUGAUGAGGGACAUCCGUGUCAUCCGUGCCAAACACUCCAAAUGGUACGUUCCAGAGGAGCUGUACCCAGAGCCAAAGUACCCCCUCUACUGCUUAGGGAUGGGCUACAUCUUAUCCAGCGACCUCCCAGUUCGAUUAGUGGAGGUGUCCAAAGAGAUCACACCUUUUAACAUUGAGGACGCAUACAUAGGGAUGUGUAUGAAGAAGCUAGGCCUGAGUCCGACUGCUCCGCCCCAGCCUGGACAGUUUCAGGCUUACAACUCCAAGUAUGACCGCUGCAGGUUCUCCCAGGUCAUAACCUACAUCCUGGGCUCCUCACAGCAGCUGCUACAGUACUGGGACGAUUUGAAGAAGCCCGACCCACCCUGUCCCCAGUGA
Knipowitschia caucasica is the source of this 741-nucleotide messenger RNA. Lineage: Eukaryota; Metazoa; Chordata; Actinopteri; Gobiiformes; Gobiidae. The record is from the annotation of a GenBank genome assembly.